Phytophthora infestans T30-4 is the source of this 682-nucleotide messenger RNA. RefSeq lists its product as uncharacterized. Lineage: Eukaryota; Oomycota; Peronosporomycetes; Peronosporales; Peronosporaceae. The coding region runs from base 225 to 401 and encodes 58 amino acids. The transcript has a single exon. The record is from RefSeq and is a predicted model, not a curated record.
GUUUAAAAAAAGAGGGAAAGAGGAAGAGAAGGUUGGGACGGCGAGCGAGUGGAGUGGCGGCAAUGGUGGCGACGGUGGCGAGCUAGAGUGGAAGAAGCGUGAGGGGGCAGAGUGAAUGAGGUGGUGAGCAAGGGUGGCGACGUCCGCGACAGUGGAAGGGCGGCAUGCGGGUGGCGGAUACUGCAGCAACCGGUACGUAACAGCGGGGAGGCGGCAGUGGGUGGAUGGUGUGGAGAGCCCGGGAAGGUGAGGAAAGCACUGCUGGCGAUGAUCGAGCUGGACGUGAGACUGCGCGUUGUUUGACAGCGCUGCCGUGUGGUCGGCGAUUUGGUCCGUGGACGCGGAAGUUCGGGCGUUUGCGCAAGUGUCACGAUGUUCCCGCUGCUCCCGAGCUUAUUUAGAUGCAAAAGACCGGCUUUUCAUUCUACCACUCAACUCACCGACUACGGCACAAUCACGACGAGUGAUAUUAAAAACUUUGGCACCGUCCCCUCAACGCAAACAUGCCGGCGACGGUGCAGACCGCGACGAUUUCCAGUGUUCAGGGAUUAAUAGAGAAGGCUGCGAUGGAUAGAUAGUAUCGGGGUGGCCGCCGUGAAGGCGGGCGUAUCCGACAACCAGUGGCCACAUUCGCACCGCAUGAUAGCUGCCGCGUGUGUUAACGAGUUUCUCUCGUCAACCG